AUGUCUGACCCGGUCGAUGCGCCCCCGGCGACAAACGGUGGCUCUUUCGAAGCUGCCAAGACCAACGUCGCCACUGCCUAUGACUCUGUCACCAACGGCCCUGUUGCACAGAACGUCAAGGACCACACUGCAAAGGCCUCGUCUGAGUUGUCCACCCUGGCAGCCUCUCGCAGGACUCCUGUCAACCCCGCUGCUACGGGCCAGUCUCUGACACACUACCACUCCUUCUUCUCGGAACUCCUUUCUUGGAAGAAUCCUCGCGCCUCGGCCAUUGCCUUUGCUUCGAUCGUUUCCCUCAUCUUCGCCGCUAGGUACCUCGAUGUGAUCCGUUACGCCUUCAAGCUGUGCUGGAUGGCCCUCGCCGUCACCGUCAGCGCCGAGGCUGCCGGCAAGCUUGUCCUUAACCACGGGCUCGCCACCCAAAUGAGGCCUCGUCGAUACUACACCGUCACGCGCUCCACCCUCGACAGCAUGAUUGGCGACGUCCACGAGCUCGUCAACUUCUUCGUCAUUGAGGGCCAGCGAAUCCUCUUCGCCGAGAACAUGGGCGCAUCCGCUGCUGCCUGUGUUGCUGCCUUCCUCUCCUACCACCUCGCCAAGCUUGUCCCUUACUGGGGCCUCGCUGUCAUCGCCACCACGGUCGCUUUCAUCGUGCCUCUUGUCUACAACUCCAACCAGGAGCUCAUCGAUCACCACAUCAAGAACGCCUCCGAGGUGAUCAGUGCCCAGACGGCCCAGGUCCGCGAUGUGGCCCAGAAGCAGGCCGGCCACCUCACGUCCAUGGGCAAGCAGUACGCCGGCGACUACACCGACAAGGUCCAGAACAUGAUUCGUGGCCGAUCAGCCUCCCCCGAGGCCACAACCAAGCCAGCAUUCGCUGCCAAGGAGCUUGAGCUUCCGUCUCCUCCGACUGAGGACCCCCUCAAGGCCACGGAGCCCGAGGGCGAUGUUCCCGCAGGUCCCGUCGUGCCUGAGCAGGAGCCCCUGAUUGCGACCUAG
Molecule: messenger RNA, 999 nt
Organism: Hirsutella rhossiliensis
Lineage: Eukaryota; Fungi; Ascomycota; Sordariomycetes; Hypocreales; Ophiocordycipitaceae
Product: reticulon domain-containing protein
Exons: 5
Coding region: 1-999 (332 amino acids)
Source: RefSeq, a predicted model, not a curated record